AAAACAUCAAUAAAUAAAGGCUGAAAGUCGGAAUUAAAUACACAUAACUUUCAGUUAAAAUAACGAUAUUAAGGCAUUAUGUGAAACUACUAGAGUCGACCGUAAAAUGUGGAAUUUAAAAUACCAUUAAUUAUUCACGAAAUAUUUAAAAUCAUUCAUUAGGUUCUCUGUUUACAGCUUUACCUAUGUAAUCAUGUUCAAAUGGCUCGUAUAUUUAAUAGUUCCAAUUAUUUUAUCAAUGAUCUUUUAUUUUCCAUUGAUGUGGAGUUUAACUUAUUUAUCGCUUCUUAGUGUGUGUUUUUUGUGUGGCGUUUUUGUGUUAACUCUCUGGGCUCAUCUUGCGCUUUCUUCCCCGCAUCAGACCUCUCUAUUUCUGUUGGAUAACAUAGAGAAAGAAAGUCGGAUAUUGGAAACGACAAUACGGGAAGAUCAAAACAACUGGGUGUAUACAGCUAAAAAACCUCACUUACCAGUCAUUUUUGGUAGAACUGUGGAUAGCCAAAUACAACUUUUAAUUGACUAUUUCUUGAGAGACUUUGUGGCCCGCUGGAUAAAGGAGCUCUCCCACAGACCAGAACCAGUUAUUGACAAAUUCAAGGAGCAUAUCUGGAAUGCUAUACAGAAUCUUUAUGAAAGAUUAUUAAAAGUGGAUGCUGAGAAGCUAUUAGCCAACGAUAUGGUUACUAAAAUAACACAACAUUUUGAACGCAUAAGGAUUGCUAGGAGUUGUGCAUUGGAACUCAACCAACCGCCAGUAUUUGCUCUAGCUCCUCAUCUAACGUCUUGUGACACUGAGUUGCACUAUUUACGUCAAAUGAGUGAACUAAUUGUUAUGUCCUUGAUGCCACGAUGCUACUCUCUUGUACCAGUGUCACAUCUGUUAAGGGAGAUUUUGGCAUGCAAAAUAUUGCAGCCAGCAAUAGAUCUUGUCACCGAACCAGAUUAUAUAAAUCAAAAAAUUAUUCAGUAUUUGGAGGCCCAGAAGGAAGUAGACGCCAUGCAUGUAAGGACACAUGAAUAUGCUAAAACAUUUGAGGACUACAUUCGACUAAUAAAUAACUGCAAUAAUGUUGAUACGCUCAAGCGUUUACGGUACGACAUUGUAACUCAAAUCAUGCAGGCAACUACAUUACAAAAUAUAAAAAGAGCGAAAGGUGUCGACGUUGAUAUCAUAGAGAAAAGUAAUAAUCAGCACAACGUAAGCCGUCAACAAGUGGCUGAUGCUAAGAAAUUGAAGAGGUACAUCGACCAACUGACCAUAGCUAAAGCAGAAUGUGAGGCUGCAUUGAGAAAGUUGGGCUGGGAUGGUGCUUUCCCAGCUGUAGAGUCGGAUAGCAAGGCAAUGCCACUCCACAAAGUGAUGGAAAGCGUUACUGGUCGACGGUAUCUCUCGAUGUUCUUAGAGACUCUGUGCUCGCAAGGCUUAGUUGGGUUCUGGUCGGCUGUGGAAGAGCUCCGUCAAAGUCCGAGAAGCAGCUGGCAUCAGCUCGGUGCUGAAGUGUUCUAUACGUAUAUAAGAUCACCUAGCGCAGAAAUCAAAGUGGACAAAGACACUAGAAAAAGAAUGGAGGCAUUUCUUUUAGGUGAUAAGGGACCGGAAGUAUUCUACGAAGUUCAAGAUAUAGUGGUAGAUACGAUUCAAGAGAAAUACUAUCAUUCGUUCCUAUUGAGCGACCAGUAUAAAGCUUUGAUCGCGGAAUUGGCUACCGAAGAGGCUAAUAAAGAGCUUUGUUCAGAGCGAUCCCCCAUUGAAGAUCGCCAGCUCUCGAACGAUCCAGUUUCGUCGGCAGAGAGUGCAGGUACCGUACAACUGACAGAACAUUCAACAUACGCGAGACGAAAACUAGACCAGUUGCAGGAGCGACAUAACAAUAAGACUCAGGCUUUAGCGGCCCUUCGAGCGUCUCUGAAGCCGGAAUCCCCAGCGUUGGCGAUGCUCGCGAAUGAAGUAGAGAGGCUCGCGGGCGAACAAAUGCGGCUCGAAGCGCAUUUAGCAAGAACGGACACUUGGGCGGAACAUUUGGGAAGAUGGCGGGCUACUGUGCACAGCGCUGAGGUUAUAGACGAAUCGAAGCCACCACAAUUUGUAAUAGUAGUGCACAUGGCGGAACAGGAGCCGACUAAUGAUGAGAAACCCGAACAAAUAUCCACCGGUUGGGUUUUACUGAGGACCCUGAAUGAAUUUCAGGAGCUACAUCGAAAAUUAAGGCCUAUGUGUUCAGAGUUAAAAAAUUUAGAACUACCGUCAAAUUCAUUUAAGUUUAUAUUUGGCAAGAAUGACAGGAAUUCCCUAGAAAAAGCUAAGAUUUUAAUUCAAAAAUAUUUAGAAUUCGUAUUAGAAGACGAUAGAUUAAACCAGAGUGAGGCUUUAUACACGUUCCUAAAUCCAAGUUCGGAAUACAUGAAGCAAGGCGAUUUACCAAAGAAGAAUAAAUUUUCCUUUUCUACUUUAUUUAAAAGUACAAGUAGCGACGCGACAAGUAGGUCGUCACAAGAGAAAGAAGCAUUUACUCAUUUGCCGGCCGACGAGGAUGAAAUCUCUCUGUACUUAGAUGGUAACGGCGGGGACGGUACCAGUAAAAAUAUGAACAGCUCAAUGCGGGGGGCUGGACCACUAGGCGAGGAACGGGACAGUAUAGCAGAACCACUUUACGCGUUGCUGAGCGAAGUGUUCGAUAUGCGAGGCGUAUUCCGGUGGCUUAGGAAAACGCUGGUCACUUUCGUGCAAAUAACUUACGGCAGGACAAUCAACAGGCAAAUCAAAGAGACAAUAUCGUGGCUGUUCUCGGAGCAGAUGCUGCAUUAUUAUAUUAGCAUUGUAUUGAAGUCCUGGUGGCCGGGCGGUGUGCUCAGCGAAACUUUUACCAAUAGGAAUAUUAGAGAUAAAGAACACACGCGCACAUUAGCGCUACAGCAACUAAGCGAGGCAGUGGUCGGGACAUUAUCUUCCUUAGUGGGUGCUCACGCGGCCGCCCGAGGCGCCCACAAACUGUUCACGACGCUGCAACAUCCCACGCACAACAAACAACUGUUCUAUGAAAUCUUUGAACUAGUUCUACUAGAAGUAUUUCCAGAGUUGAAGCGCUAUCAGUGAAUGUGAUUUGAAGUGAGUUAAAUAGAUUAAUAUCAAAAUGUAUCUACAGGGACUCUAGAAACAAUCGAAUCUUUUUUCAUUCCAAACUUUAUUACUACACUAAGUUAACGCAUGUGAAUUCCAUAUUGUAAGCACUCCAAACGUUUUGUUGCGCUAAGUAAUGUGUAUUGAUAAAUAUAUUGAUCAUUGACUUAGACUCAUUGAAUAUCGGGGAUAUUCACAAAAAUUAAAGUGUCGCGGCCUCACCAAGUUGGCUAUGUCCAGAUUAUUGAAAUAAUAACGUCGCGCGUACAAAGUUACUUCAAUAAUAAUACGUAUUCUAUUUUCCAUACAUAGUUCCACCUCUAUUUUACAAAAUAAGGGGCAUAUACUGCCCACUGUCUCGUUUCGCCGCCCGCUAUACACUUUACUUUUUUCUUUUACGAUUGGUGGAAGAUGGUACGGAACGAAAACGGAAGCAUGUGAGACUCAAAAGACAAUUGUUCGUAUUAGAGAAUUCCUUUUUCGUUCUAUUUUACAUAAAAUAAAUAAAACAAAAUACGUUGAGCGUUAUUUUAUAAAUAUAGAUAGAGUUGAUCUCAAUAAUUUUUCUCGUAUUAUGUCUGUUAUGUAGAUGUAGCCUAACGCUUAGAUGUAUGUUUGUAUGGUUUUUGUGAUCGUUUUAGCUAAAUAAGCUACGUGUGCCAAGUUUAUGCUCUCUACUUUUUUUUUAAGGCUGGGUUACCAACAAUGAUGUUGUGAGUGAAAAAAGGUAAGUAAGUAUACAGUGCAUAAAUGGCAAUUAUUAAUAUGAAACGCCAAUGAUUUUUUUCGAGAAAUUGAAAUAGAAAAAUACAGUUUUGCUGCACUUGUAAACUCGCAGCAUCAUAGUCUAAUGAAUUCAUAUUGGUUAAACUGCCACUUAAACAUAACGUAAAAUUUACCUACCUCUUUUCAAUGAAAACUAAUACAUUUUAUUAUUAAGAUUGUAAGUUACGAACUACACUACUACUUUUUAACCCAGUGCCAUUUUAUAUGUACCUGAAUUUUGAAUAUGUACCGUAUAAUUUUAAUUACCAACUAUCCAUUUUUAAUGUGCAACACGAAGAUGAUGGUGCUAAUUUGGUUACACACAAAUCCUACACAAGAUAUCGCCUAUUGAUAAUCUAACAAUACAUAAUAGAUCGUGAUCGUGAUUCUGUAACACUUUUGAUGAAAUAUCUAAUAAUAUAACACCGCGUAAGUUCAGUUAAACGCGAAGCCGUUACAGUCUAGGAAAUGUAGUCAAUUUAUUUGUAAGCUGUGCUGGAUUCCGAACAUACAGACGCGCAAAAGAAUCUGGAACCAGGCUAGAUUAAACUAAACUGACAGGUAAAAAAUAAAUGACGUCCUAAUGAAUCAGAAUACGACGUGCACUUUUAGAACUGUCCAUUUAGUUCAUUUUAAGUAUCCAACCAAAUUAGCACAGUAUUGAACGAUUAAGUAUUUGCUGUAACUUCGUUUGAUAACGUUACGUAACUUACAGCCGAGUGGCGCAGUGGGCAGUGAUCCUGCUUUCCGCGUCCA
Molecule: messenger RNA, 4639 nt
Organism: Pararge aegeria (speckled wood butterfly)
Lineage: Eukaryota; Metazoa; Arthropoda; Insecta; Lepidoptera; Nymphalidae
Gene: snz
Product: sorting nexin-25
Exons: 17
Coding region: 194-3094 (966 amino acids)
Cellular component (GO): intracellular membrane-bounded organelle
Molecular function (GO): phosphatidylinositol binding
Source: RefSeq, a predicted model, not a curated record